This is a messenger RNA of Pangasianodon hypophthalmus (striped catfish), 1609 nucleotides long. RefSeq names its product phospholipase A2, group IB (pancreas) (gene pla2g1b). The transcript is spliced from 4 exons. Gene Ontology annotation, molecular function: calcium ion binding; phospholipid binding. Bases 91 to 537 code for a protein of 148 amino acids. Gene Ontology annotation, biological process: arachidonate secretion; lipid catabolic process; phospholipid metabolic process. Lineage: Eukaryota; Metazoa; Chordata; Actinopteri; Siluriformes; Pangasiidae. The record is from RefSeq and is a predicted model, not a curated record.
UUUCAUCUGGCCUUUUCUCACUCCUCCUCCUCAUCCCUCGCUCUUUUCAAGGCUUUCCAGUAGCAGAAUUUUUCUCACUCUUGCUGAAUCAUGCGUCUGUCCUGGAUUCUGCUGUUGACCACAGUGUGUGUGGCGUGUGGUGAGUCUCCGCCUCGCGCUCUGUGGCAGUUCGGCGAAAUGAUCACUUGCGUGCAGCCGAAUGUGAAUCCGUUCAUUUACAACAACUACGGCUGUUACUGCGGGUUUUCUGGAUCUGGCUCCCCUAAAGACCAGAUCGAUCAAUGCUGUGUGGUGCACGAUAAGUGCUAUGAGAACGCUCGGAAACUUCCAGAAUGUCCAAGUAUAUCCGACCUGCCGUAUGUCAAAGUGUACAACUUCAACUGCUCUGCUAAAACCAUCACCUGUUCAGCCUCCAAUGAUAAAUGCCAGGCCGCAGUGUGUGACUGUGACCGAGUCGCUGCAAACUGCUUCGCUCAGCAUCAUCACACCUACAACUCCAACUACAAAAACCUCCUGGAAGAAGAGUGCAGGAACUGAGAGACACCAGAUGCAGAGAUUAAACACCACAUCAACACUGUCUUCAUCAACUAAACACCACACUGUGUCCAUCUCAGUCAAGUAAACACCACACCGAAACCAUCUGAAUCCACUAAACACCACACCAUCUCCAUCAACUAAACACAACAUUGAGAGUCAUCACCUAAACACCACACCAACUCCGUCUUCAUCACCUAAACACCACACAUAUGCUGCCUCCAUCAACUAAACACUGAAUCGACUCCGUCACGAUCAAAUAAACACCACAUCAGCGCUGUCUCCAUCAACUAAACACCACACAGACUCCAUCUCAGUCUACUAAACACCACAUCAGCGCUGUCUCCAUCAACUAAACACCAGACCGACUUCAUCUCCAUCAACUAAACACCAACACUGUCUCCAUCUCAAUCCACUAAACACCACACUGUCUCCAUAUCAAUCCACUAAACACCACACUGUCUCCAUCAACUAAACACCACACAGACUCCAUCUCAGUCUACUAAACACCACAUCAGCGCUGUCUCCAUCAACUAAACACCAGACCGACUCCAUCUCCAUCAACUAAACACCAGACCGACUUCAUCUCCAUCAACUAAACACCAACACUGUCUCCAUCUGAAUCCACUAAACACCACACUGUCUCCAUCUGAAUCCACUAAACACCACACCAACUCCGUCGUCAUAACCUAAACACCACACAUAUGCUGCCUCCAUCAAAUAAACACUGAAUCGACUCCGUCUUGAUCAAAUAAACACCACAUCAGUGCUGUCUCCAUCAACUAAACACCAGACCGACUUCAUCUCCAUCGACUAAACACCAACACUGUCUCCAUCUCAAUCCACUAAACACCACACAGACUCCGUCUCAAUCAACUAAACACCACAUCAACACUGUCUCCAUCAACUAAAUACCACACCGACUCGAUCUCAAUCCACUAAACACCACAUCAGCUCUGUCUCCAGCAACUAAUCACCAAAUCGACUCCUUCUCCAUCAGUCAAACACCAACACUGUCUCUAUCAAAUAAACAGGAAGUUCACAGAAAGAAUAAAAAAUAAAGCAACAACUCUGA